Rotaria socialis is the source of this 1278-nucleotide messenger RNA. The record is from the annotation of a GenBank genome assembly. NCBI's taxonomy places the organism in Eukaryota, Metazoa, Rotifera, Eurotatoria, Philodinida, Philodinidae.
AUGACUGAUGAACCUGGUAUUAGUAAACGUCAUACCUCUACAGGUCAAAAUGCAAAGAAAAAAGAAAACAUUCGAGUUUUUGUUCAACGAAAACGUUUACCCUAUGUUACGCACACGAAACCAAAUACCAUCGAACAAUUAACAUCAAUUAUAGAAAAACAUUUGAAUGCCAACAAAAAAAUUGCUCGAAACAACAAAAAUAUUAUUGUUGUUAAUUAUAAACCGGUUUAUAUGAAUAAUCGCCAACAAAAAUCGACCGAACCGAAACCAUUAGGAACAUUACCAGCAUCAAAAGAUAAUAUUUCAGCGGCAACUCAAAAUGAUCAAACAACCAAAAUGACACCGAUAACAAAUAGAUCACGUCUUUUAAAUCCGCCACCAUUUUCAGUAGACGUACCUGAUGUUGAAGAUCCAUUAGUAUUUAUUGAAAUGAUGUAUCAACAAUUAUUUACUGACGAUGGUCAAUUACGUAGUGGAGCUCAGCCAACAAAAUUAGCCAAUUGUGUUAAAGAAAUCGUAACACAAUCAAGAAGCAAUUCAAUCGUACACAAAGAUUCCUUAACACCAGCACGUAUACAUCAUGAGAAACGUGUAUUGACACCAGUCGAUCCUUCGAUGAUGUCAUCGAAACGAACAUCGCUAUCAUCGCCAUGUUUCUUAGCGAAUACAUUGAAUAAAGGCGAUGCAGAAAAGCAAGUAGACGAUGACGACGACGACUUCUACGCAUUGUUGCAAGCAACUAGAACUCCGAAUGCAUCUCGAAGAAGUUCAAAUCAAUCAAGUCUCGGUAACGCAGAAGUUCAUUUACAACAACUUCAUGCAUUUGUCAAUUCCUACUGUCACAAUGACCAGCGACAAGCAAAAAAUCGAAUUCGAAAUGAUCGCUUCUCUGCUGACGAUACUGAUAAUGAGGAUUUUGAUGGUUUUUCGGAUUUCAAUUCCUAUCGUAGAACAAUGCGCACAUCAUUACCAGCAAGUAUCGAUGAAGACAUGACUCAUACGGAUUCGAAACUUUUGUCUUCAUCUGGUUAUCAAUCAUUACAAUCAAGAAAACGAGUGAGCCAUAAAAUGCCUGUAGAAAUCGAUCCUCACUAUUGUUCACAUUGCAUACGUACACCAACAAUAACCAUCAUUCCGCCAACGAAAUCAUUGAGUUUGAUGCAACCAUUGCGAGAUAUGGCCACGAAUUUUUUUCAUUUUGUUAUUGUUUCGAAAAAUAUUCUUCUUCUACCUUUAUGCAUUUUUCUUCUACGCCAACGAUCAAUCAUUGUCCAAUGA